AAGAGAGAAAACGACCGUUCUAAUCAGUUUUAAACGUUAAAUCCGAAGAGAAUUACUAGAAAGUCCCUCAACGUAUUUAAACAAAGUACUAUACGUAGUGAAAAAAAGUGAACUGCAAUAAGACAUAUAAUACUUACGUGUCAAUUGAAAGUGUACCACUCACUACAGUGAAAAUGUCGAUUGUGCCGAUUUUCUUCCGCAACAUUGGUCGCCCGGUGUGGAGUUCUCGGUUGUUGGAUAAUCACUUAGCUGGUAGAGUGAUGGUAAACGAUAUUUUUGACAUCAUGGCAUCCGUAGUUGAUAGCAUCCACGACCAGCACCGUGUGGCUGAAGACAAACGCCCUUUGCACAGACCAUACAUCAUCCAACAGGACAGCGGCUCUACGCUGAAUGCCACACGCAAUAAGUUCCAGAUAAACUUGGACGUGCAGCAGUUCACUCCGGAGGAGAUCUCGGUGAAGUACAUUGACAAAUGCAUCGUUGUGGAGGGCAAACACAAAGAGAAGGAAGAUGAGCAUGGUUUCAUCACGAGGAGCUUUGUACGGCGCUACAUGCUUCCAAACGAUCACAAUGAGAAGGAUAUCGUGUCAUCGCUUUCAUCGGACGGAAUCCUUACCAUCACGUGUCCUAACAAGGAGCUCGAAGAGAAGACGGAGCGUGCCAUUCCGAUUACGCACACCGGACAACCGAUGAAGAAGGUCGUCGACAAUCCAGUCAAAGAAAACGGAGAAGCUAAAAAAGAAGGGGAGAAAAUUGAGUCUUGAGUAGUCCGUUACAAUGUUAACAUUAUGUUAAAUUUUGAAUGUAAGAAAAUAUAAAUCAAAUUGUAUCAUUCAA
This is a messenger RNA of Anopheles nili, 837 nucleotides long. RefSeq names its product protein lethal(2)essential for life-like. Gene Ontology annotation, molecular function: protein folding chaperone. The transcript has a single exon. The coding region runs from base 174 to 764 and encodes 196 amino acids. Gene Ontology annotation, biological process: response to heat; protein refolding. The record is from RefSeq and is a predicted model, not a curated record. Lineage: Eukaryota; Metazoa; Arthropoda; Insecta; Diptera; Culicidae.